Messenger RNA from Brenthis ino (lesser marbled fritillary), 1392 nucleotides. The record is from the annotation of a GenBank genome assembly. Lineage: Eukaryota; Metazoa; Arthropoda; Insecta; Lepidoptera; Nymphalidae.
AUGUCUAAUUCUAGUAUAAUGAGCAUACGGGAAUUAAUAGACACUGCUUUUGGAGACUUUGAUGAAAAUGUAGUAAAUUUUAAGCUUAUACAGACUGUACUUCUUAUACUUGCAAAGCAAUUACGACUUUUACAACGUCGUGUUGAAGUUAACAUUGACCCUAGCACUAUGAUUCGUACAACAUCCAACAUAUCAAUAACCGAGGUAAAACUAAAUGCAACUGUUCCCAAACGAAGGAAAAAAUAUAUUGAGACUGACAAAGAAAUAAUUACCAAAAAACCUGUAGCAGCUGAUAGUACAAAAUCAUCUGGACCUGUUUCUUUAAAAUCGACAACAGACAAAUCGUCUGAAAAAACAACAUCUAAAUCUUCUACAGAUAAGUCAUCAUCAAUAAAAUCCUCCAACCGUGAAAGCAGCAGAGACAAGUUUGGCUCUCAAGCGUAUCAUCACCUCUUGGAAGUAAUAGAACAACAACGAGAACGCGAGUUAAGAAUCGUUAAUCAGAGAGCGAAUUCUCGGGAAGAAGCAGAGAAAUCUCCAACGCCUAUGGCUUCUUUAGAUUCUAUGGAAGUACAGUAUGAAAAACUUUUAAUUGUGGAACGAGCGCCGACAGAUACUAUUGAUGCAAAGACUGAACAUCCCUAUGACACAAAAGGACUAUCUAUUGUGACUCAAGAUCAAUUUGAUAAAUUGGCAAUGAUAGUUAAAGAACUGCAGGAAAAAUUUCAACCAAUUGGUAAACCAGAUUUUCCUGAUAAUAUGCAACUUAUGCAUGAUCUCCGAAAAGGCGCCUCUUUAACUGAUGCUAUGGCUGCCUUACAAUUAUCUGCUCGCCUGGAUUCUGCAGAGAAAACUUUGGAACAAAUGAUGUCAUUAAUGACUGAACUCGCGAAACAAAAAGGCAUUGACUUAUCGACAUUGCAAGGCAAAGAUAUGGAAUCACAUGAAACAAAAGUCAUCUUUGACACCCCAAGUGAUUCACAAGAUGCUCAUGGGCGGAGGUCAACCUCGCGUAAGCAAUCUCCAAAGAGUACGAAAAAGUCAACUUCACUAAAAAGUAAAGGUACAGGAAAAAUACAUUACGAAGCAGCUGCAGACUUAACUGAAGUCUUGGAAAUCGAUGAUUUAUCAAAAACACAACCGGACCGUAUUACAGUUAUUGAAUUAGAUGAAGCAAUGCAAGAACUUUAUGACAGCCUUCUUAAAGCUGUAACAGGUACAACUGGCAAAGCGGCAGCGAACGCUGAAGAUGCUUUAAACUUAGCUCAUAAAUUAGAAGAGAGGCUGAAUAAUGCUUUAAGUUUGACUAACCGUAUGGAAGAUUUAGAAAUAUUAGUUUCUGAAUACGCCCAGCAAAUAAAUAUAUUGGAUACUGGGCUUUCUUCACAGGCA